GUUUUGAAGUUGACGCAAUGCUGAUGAACUGUCAAAUUUAUAGGCAAGUAGCGCUGAGGACAUAACGCUUGAAACCACUAACGGACAAAUCAACGGAUAUUUUGUGGCUAAAAACUAUAUCAAAGCAAAAUCUACUAACGGUGCUGUCGAAAUGAAUGCUGAGGCGAGCGAUGUUUCAAUCACUACCACCAACAACUUCAUCAAAGGAGCAAUUAAUGCUGUCAAGUGUGCGAAUAUCCAAAGUAGCAGUGGCUACGUGCAACUGAAAGUCAAUUCAGCAAGGAUCAAAGUUUCAACUAGCAAUGGGUAUAUCUCUGGUGAUUACAAUGGCAAAGACAUCUCUAUCAAAACUACAAAUGCGAAGAUCUCAGAUAUCAAUGCUACUGGUAACGACGUCAAGGUCCAGACAACCAACGCCAGAAUAGAGGGUAACUUCAUAGCAAGAAAAGAUAUAACAUUGAAGACCACCAACGCAAAGAUUGAUAGCAACUGCAGACUUGAAGAGACUGGUGGCGAUCUCAAUAUCUCAACUUCCAAUGCAACGAUCAGUGGAAAUUACGAAGCCCCUGGUAGUGAUGUGGACCUGUAUACCAGCAACGGAAAGAUUAUCCCUAGCAAGGUCGUUGGAAGGAAAGUCAAAAUGAUUACCAACAACUCAUCCAUCAAAGCCGAUGUUGUUAUCGGACAGCAAAUCAAGGCCACUACUAGUCACGCAAGCGUCGAUCUUAAAAUCGGCCUAGAUGACAGCAAGAAGAGGAUUGAAGUGUAUGCGGAAACAAGCCAUAGUUUGGUCGACGUGCAAGUGCCCGAUACUGUCAUUGGUACAUUUGAUGUCUCCACUGCUCACAAGACGGCUACUGUCGAAGCACCAAACCCUUUAAAUAUUGUGUUUGAGAAGAGCGAAAAGGAAUACAAAAGUGGCCGUAAGGUACCUGAGUCAGACAAGUCUGAAUACCGGGAAGGCAGAAUACAAAUCGUUACAAAGCAUGCACCAGCUACCCUAACCUAUGUUUGAACAACUAAGGAAGGUAAAAAAUAAUUUAUCCCAAGAUCAUUAUAUCUUCUGACCUCCAUUGUAAAUCCGCUUCCUGU
Umbelopsis ramanniana AG is the source of this 1092-nucleotide messenger RNA. RefSeq lists its product as uncharacterized. NCBI's taxonomy places the organism in Eukaryota, Fungi, Mucoromycota, Umbelopsidomycetes, Umbelopsidales, Umbelopsidaceae. The transcript has 2 exons. The record is from RefSeq and is a predicted model, not a curated record. Bases 152 to 1015 code for a protein of 287 amino acids.